AUGUGGUCCAACCGCAACAGGAACGACUCCAGUAGUAUCACAUCAGAAUCAUAUCCCAACAACGACGCCAUGCUGCCACGCACACCCCUGACAACAACAGCAACAACAGCAUCAUCAUCAUCGUUAUAUCGGUCUCGUCAGCGCCCAUCUCGCUAUAGCCCACUCCUUCUCUCCCUCCUUGUCAUCCUCAACACCCUCCUUAUCUCUUCCUUCUCACCUGCAUCCUCAACAGCACAUGCUGCCGUCUACGAAGUCCCCGUCAGCAAAGGCAAUGCUGCCUCAGUUCCUGCCCGACCAGGCGGUGGUCCUGGCUUCCAGGCCAAGUACCUAGGAAACUCAGUCAUCUCCAAUGCUAAAAACCUCGGCUACACUGGAACCAUCGUCCUCGGAAACCCUCCCCAGUCUUUUGAGGUCGUCUUUGACACCGGCUCUGACAUGAUUGUUAUCACCUCCGACAAAUGCGAGGGCACGCACUGUGCCGACAUGCCCCAUUACACCUGCAACACUUGCUCAAAGACUCCUUUUUCAUAUAACAUCACCUACGGCGACGGCACAUGGGGUGCCGGCCCCAUUGUGGCCGAUCGUGUCGCUAUCGGAGGUCUUGUGAUUCAGAACCAACAGAUCUUGGAUGUCACCCAGAACGCCCUCGACCUGUCCGCAUAUGGUACAGGUAUCGCCGGCCUGGUUGGUCUCAUGCCUAGCUCUCCAGUCCUCAACGCGAUCCCGCCACUCCAGACCAUCUACAAGGACAAGUUGCUCGACAUGAACGUCUUUUCUGUCUAUCUUUCGCCAUCCCUGGUCUCAAAGCAAGGUGGAUCGUUCUUGUUCGGAGGCAUCGACAACACAAAAUUCAUUGGUUCCUUGAACCAGGUCCCAAUUUCCACCGGGUUUAGCAUCAGCAAGGGAAUGUGGUACCUCACCGGCGACAAGGCCUAUGUAGGAGAUGCCGAGGUUGAGGGCUACACCCCAUCUCCUUGGCUCUUUGACACCGGUACCUCCUUCAUUGCCGUCCCUGCCUCCUUCGCCACGGCCUUCCAUGCCACGAUCCCGGGCGCCAACUAUUCAGAGACCAGCCAGGCCUACACUCUCCCCUGCAAGGGCAACACCACCUUUGGUGUCUCGUUCAAUGGAGUCAGGUAUUCGGUCCCCUACUCGGACUAUGUCGGCACGAGUGACCUCAAGGCCACCACCUGCGUCUCUCUCAUCAUGCCCCUUCGCAACUACAACAUGUUCAUCCUCGGCGACCCAUUCCUCCGACAGGUCUACGCCGUGUACGACUUUACCCCUGGUGCAAUCAGGAUUGGACUUGCACCUGUUAAUGUCACGGACCCUGCACUUGGAACAGAAGGUCUAUCUGGGGACCCAGUUCCUGGCGGUACUGUUUUGGGCAAUGCUGGUCAAAGACAAGUAGGAUCCUCCUGGGCCGCAGUGACAAUAGCCAUGGUCUCCAUUGCCAUUGCCUUGACCGUGUAG
This is a messenger RNA of Linnemannia hyalina, 1473 nucleotides long. Lineage: Eukaryota; Fungi; Mortierellomycota; Mortierellomycetes; Mortierellales; Mortierellaceae. The record is from the annotation of a GenBank genome assembly.